Molecule: messenger RNA, 1112 nt
Organism: Mustela lutreola (European mink)
Lineage: Eukaryota; Metazoa; Chordata; Mammalia; Carnivora; Mustelidae
Gene: C16H16orf86
Product: chromosome 16 C16orf86 homolog
Exons: 5
Coding region: 60-935 (291 amino acids)
Source: RefSeq, a predicted model, not a curated record
GCCGGCCCCUCGCCGUCCUCCCCGCAAGCAGCCUUCGAAGAGGCGGACCCCGCGCAGCCAUGGCCUCAGCAGUGGCCGAGAGACAGCCAGGGGCCCAGGAGAAGGCAGCCGCGGGGCCGGCACACCUCGCGGAGUCGUCGUCUGGUGGCCUCGCUCAAGGCUUUGAGUGUCCAGUGAUGGCCGACCCGUGCCUGGUACCAGCCUAUGAGGCCUGCCGGACGGUGGGUGAAGACAAGUGCCCAACAGGACCAGUCUCAGAGCCAGAGGUCCAGGAGGAACAACUCAAGCUGGAGGAAGAGAGGCUUAAGCUAGAGGUGGAGUCACUAGAGGAGAGAGGUCCCAGGCCUACAGCCUCCAUUGUGAAGGCCAGUCAUGGUCCGAAGAGGAAGCCGGUCAACCUCCCAGGGCCUAGUCACCAAGCCCAUCCUAGGGCUGAAGCAGAGAUGCCACACGGGCUGCCACUGCAGAAGGAGGAAUCGGAGAGUAGCCAGAGUGAGCCCUUACCAUCUGCCAAACAGCACAAAAAAGCCAAGAAGCGCAAGAGUCUGGGGACUCCAGUGCUUCCAGCUCUGGCCAGCACGGUGUCUGCACCUUCAGAGACCUUGGGGCUGGAGCGAAAGGCCCAGCGCCUGCGGCCCCUGUACCAGUACAUCAACUAUUGCAAUCCGGAGCUGAAUCAGGCAGGGGAGGGGGACAGGGAGGCUGAGGCAGAGAUGGAGACGGAGUUGGAACUGGCCCUGGUCCCCGAGGAAGCAGGUGUGGAGCAACUGCAGGCCUUGCUGCCUGUGGCAGUACAAGUGACUUUCCUGCCGCAUCCCCCACCCCCGCCACUGGUGGCUCCCCUUCUCCUAAGUCUGAACCAGAGCAGCAGCCUAGGCCCUGGGUGGAGGGGAGAAGUUGGCCCUUCUCCCAACUUGGGACCUUGGACUUGCUGAAAAUAAACAUUUUUCCUUCUCUCAGACUUUGUGAUUUCACAAAUAAGAUGGCUGAAGAGAGGCUGGGAAGGUGGGUGCAGGGUGUGAAGCCUGACUGGUCAUCUGGAUGACCCAAGAACUUGACAAAAGUACAGGUUCUUGGGCAAGACCCCAGACCUAACCAAAUCAGAAUCUGCA